Molecule: messenger RNA, 708 nt
Organism: Magnolia sinica
Lineage: Eukaryota; Viridiplantae; Streptophyta; Magnoliopsida; Magnoliales; Magnoliaceae
Exons: 5
Coding region: 1-567 (188 amino acids)
Source: RefSeq, a predicted model, not a curated record
AUGAGGUCAAGUGCAUCAUGCAAGAUUGAAGGGUCAGGUCAGGUGCAUAUGGUAUUCCAAUUGGUUUUAGCUACAGAUGCUCUUCUUCAACCCGAAUUUGGCACUAAAGUUACUCCUAAUUACACUAAUCUGUUUACUCUCAGCACAAUUGUUGAUAAUUUUGGCACGGUGAACCUUGUGGAUGCAUGCCAAAAAAUCGGGGUGAAUAGGUUCAUUCUUAUCAGUUCAAUUCUUAUGAAUGGAGCUACAAUGGGCCAAAUCCUUAAUCCGGCUUACAUCAUUCUAAAUGUGUUCGGGCUCACAUUGAUACCAAUCAGGAGAUCUGGUAUAAACUACACAAUUGUUACGCCUGGGGGCCUAAAAAAUGACCCGCCUAGCGGAAAUAUAGUCAUGGAGUUUGAGUAUACUCUUUACGAAGGUUCUAUAUCCAGAGUUCAGGUUGCAGAAGUUUCUGUUGAGGCAUUGCUGUACCCAGAGUCUCAUUACAAAGUGGUGGAGAUGGUUUCUCGUACUGAAGCUCCUAAACGUUCAUUUGAGGACCUAUUUGGUGCUAUUAGGCAAGAGUAGAUUUGAAGAUGAUUCAAAAGGUCCAAUCUGGCAUGCAAGGUGAGAUUUUGGAUGUUCUUCUUUCAUCUUUCCAAUGAUUGUCUAUUAUUGUACAUGUCCUCAUUGAUGUGUAAUUCCAUUAUUUUGCCCAUGAAAAGAAGA